This is a messenger RNA of Arabis nemorensis, 513 nucleotides long. The record is from the annotation of a GenBank genome assembly. Lineage: Eukaryota; Viridiplantae; Streptophyta; Magnoliopsida; Brassicales; Brassicaceae.
AUGUUGAAUGUUGGUGGAAUUGUGACGCCGAUAUUGGAAUAUUGGAAGAUCAAGCUAGGUACCCCCUUGAAGGUUCAUCACGGAUUGAUGCUUGUCACCUCUCUAACAUUGAUUACUUAUCCGGUGGUGUUCUUGGUAAGUUUACCUACCGGUUUUACCAAGGUCCAAAGGAAACCGCCAAUGUUCUCCUUCCUAAUACCACUAUUAAUUCGAUUCUUGUGCGAGACAACAUCAUCUUCAACCAACCAAUCGAACUUCUCUAUGAACAAUUUAUGGAGUUACCUCUCAUAUCACUUAAGCCGAACAAGAGAAGGAAGACAAGGGAAGCACAAGUCAAUGAAGAUUGUCCUCCUCCACCACUCUCCAUUUACGGGAGUAAACGGUACCACUUACCUCCAUUGGAUGUCCCUCUACAUUCAACCGUGGAGCGUCAUUCCUACCAAAGUGUCCAUCUCUUACAAAGAUGGUGUAAAUGGCAAGAUCGAACAAUCUACAAGCUUUGCAAGUCGGUGA